Molecule: messenger RNA, 409 nt
Organism: Nannospalax galili (Upper Galilee mountains blind mole rat)
Lineage: Eukaryota; Metazoa; Chordata; Mammalia; Rodentia; Spalacidae
Gene: Spink1
Product: serine peptidase inhibitor, Kazal type 1
Exons: 4
Coding region: 91-330 (79 amino acids)
Molecular function (GO): protein binding; serine-type endopeptidase inhibitor activity
Source: RefSeq, a predicted model, not a curated record
UGCCAUCUGCCUAUAUGACCCUCAGUCCCUGGUUGUUUAAUAGAAGUGCAGUAUAGAUUUCAUCUAACCUUUUGACACAGAGCUGAAGCCAUGAAGAUGACAAGCAUCCUUCUGCUCAGUACCUUGGCCCUGCUCAUUUUACCAGGUAACACUACAGCUAACUCCCUAGGAAGACAGGCAAAUUGCAAUAAUGCAGCUGUGGGAUGUCCCAAAAUUUACAACCCUGUGUGUGGGACUGAUGGAACUACUUAUCCCAAUGAAUGUGGGCUGUGUUUGGAAAAUAGGAAGCGUCAGGUUCCUGUCCUCAUUCAAAAACUUGGGCCUUGCUGAAAGUCAAAGUUUUGAAAUCUAUUAAGACUACCGUGAUGCUUGGCUAGCCUGAUUGUUGAAUAAAUGCAUCUGAAUACGC